Phytomonas sp. Hart1 is the source of this 1245-nucleotide messenger RNA. NCBI's taxonomy places the organism in Eukaryota, Euglenozoa, Kinetoplastea, Trypanosomatida, Trypanosomatidae. The record is from the annotation of a GenBank genome assembly.
AUGAUGGCAGGUCUGACACCGAAUAAAGCUACAUCAACUAUCAAACAUACUGAGGAGUACAUUUUUGCAAGUGACAGCGAUACUGAUCUACAUGAAAACGUCAAAAAUGGAGUCAAAAAUAUCAGUUAUGACAAAAUCGAUCUUGAGGAACCACAUUAUCCAUUAACCUAUCGCCAUUCUUCGUACAAUGUAGAGCGCAGUCUUUCCUCUGCUGCCAACAUUAGCACAUCCUCCACCCCCCUAGGCUCCGCGGCGCGAAUAAAACGAAGCCCUUCCAUCAUCACCCCGUGUGCCGAGGCCAAUGGGGGUAUAAUCUUCUCUACAAAGGGUGCUGUAGUGGGAGAGCAUCUUUUGAGAAUCGCGCGAGGAGGUGCGACACCACUCCAACGCAUCGCCGCGCGGAGGCAGUUGGUAGCCCUCGGUGGCCCCUACGCAGUCCUCGGCCACGGGAGUCCAUUCUCCGUCUGGACACGCCCCUCACCGCUCAAUCCUAAUGUCAUCGCACAGCACAUGAAGGAUCCGAAGCUCGGCGAUAAAUUGAAGGAACUCGACGAAAAUUGUACGAUAUUGAGGAAGGGAAUCGGGAUGCCGCAAGAGGUGGAGGAGGGGGCAUUCGAUGCGAGCCAACAUACUUUGUCCAGUGCUUGCAACUCUCCAAGCGGCGCAAAUAUAUUUUCGAUGGAAAGUUCGUAUUUUGAAAAGUCUCCAGAUCCAAGGUGUGUUUAUUCUCUCACCCGUGCUGAAUGUUGUGCGGUAUCGCUAUUGGCUAUGGAAUACAGCGAGGAGGAUGAGGAGGUCCAUACAGUGGAUCUAACUGUCCCUUCACCUUCCUGCUCUCAACAAGGGUCGUACUCGAAUUUGUCAGUUUCAGCCGAAGCAUGCUAUGCGAUUGGCGAUAAACACACUGGAAGGAAGCCAUUGAGAGACGCAGACAAUGAGUUUCAAUCUCCGUAUAGUACCUACCACGACUUUUCCACUAGUCAUGAAAAGUCAGUUAAGAAUUGCUCGCAGAAACGCUCUCGCAAGGGGUUCUCGGGCACUAAAAUGUCUCACUUAUCAAACGAACUUAGCCAUAAACCUCGUGUAGCUAGAAGACUAGAUUACUCUAUUCAUUCUGAUAAGGAAGAAUCUACCGAACCUUUGAAGUAUAAUUACCUGUCCUCAUCCCUUACUGCCACUGUCAUAGAGAGACAAAAUUAUAGAAAUUUACAGAGUAAGUGGGAUAUCCUCUCCAUAAACUACUAA